Messenger RNA from Mycotypha africana, 767 nucleotides. RefSeq lists its product as uncharacterized. The transcript is spliced from 5 exons. Gene Ontology annotation, molecular function: RNA polymerase I general transcription initiation factor activity; RNA polymerase I core promoter sequence-specific DNA binding. Gene Ontology annotation, biological process: transcription initiation at RNA polymerase I promoter. Bases 71 to 700 code for a protein of 209 amino acids. Lineage: Eukaryota; Fungi; Mucoromycota; Mucoromycetes; Mucorales; Mycotyphaceae. The record is from RefSeq and is a predicted model, not a curated record.
GAUCGCAUCAAAAAUUUUUGUAUGUUUUCUUACUACUGCCUUUUUUUUUUCUGUUUAUUGUUAACGCACCAUGGCUUCUCAGUCAAAUAAGAUUGUCAAAAAAUACAAAGGAACGAAAGGCAGAAAGCAUCAGACAAAGCUGGGUCGUCACGUAGUUAGAAAGAAGGAUGAUGAUCUUGAAGAUAUAGAGUUACUUGUUAUGGAUAAACUGAAAUCGCUAAUGAUCAAUCACAACUACAACGAUGCAAAAGUGCUGUUUCUUGAGCUCCUGAGAACUGCGAGAUUUGCCAUUCCUAAUACUUGGAAGUUAGGUGCUGAAAUACUUGCUAAAACUUCACCUGAACGGUUAACAGAAUAUUUGAAAGCUGUUCAUAUUAAUGCUCCACCUUCUUUGCAAUUUAAAAUUUUCAAUGUAUAUAUUGAUCGGUUGAUGGCUGAAGAGGAUUGGACGACAGCUAUAGAUGAAAUGCAACUGGUGUAUACAAGGCCAUUAUACAAUAAACCCGUAGUUUGGCGCAAGCUGGCUAUAUCUUCAUUUCGGCAAUGGUCAGUGAUACAUCAACAGAAAGUGGACAGAGACACACUUAAGGAUGAAGCUUCUGAGGAUGAUGAGUCUAUGGAUGAGGACAGUAAACAAGAUUUAGAGUAUGAAAGACUAACGAAAGCGACAGCGCAUCGGAGGGAUGAAAAAGAGAUCUAAAGGCUGCUUACUUGAUUGUUUGAAAAAUGUUAAAUCAGCUCCUUGAUGCAACUGGGGAUAGCUGGGG